Messenger RNA from Austrofundulus limnaeus, 1496 nucleotides. It is a transcript of the gene fdx2, whose product is annotated as ferredoxin 2. The record is from RefSeq and is a predicted model, not a curated record. The transcript is spliced from 5 exons. Gene Ontology annotation, cellular component: mitochondrion. Gene Ontology annotation, biological process: P450-containing electron transport chain. Lineage: Eukaryota; Metazoa; Chordata; Actinopteri; Cyprinodontiformes; Rivulidae. Gene Ontology annotation, molecular function: electron transfer activity; 2 iron, 2 sulfur cluster binding. The coding region runs from base 29 to 619 and encodes 196 amino acids.
UCGUCCUGGUCACGUGAUCAAAACAAUCAUGGCGGCGUCCGCUGCAGUCCGGGCGAGCAUGGUGCUGACUUUGAGGUUUAAUCGUGUUAUCCCGCACUGUAACACAUGUCCGCUGUACAGACUAAAGAGCUGCAUCAACAACAGAGCUAACAUCCAAAGGAGAGAGUCGUUCGAUAGUUUUCGGACGAUAAAUCGACAUUUACAGACGAGUAGAUGUCUUUACCAGGACGAGGAGGGCAGUUCUAACACAAAGGAGCCAGAUGAUGUAGUCAACGUGGUGUUUAUAGAUCGAUCCGGCCAGAGGAUCCCAGUUAAGGGCAAAGUAGGAGACAAUGUGCUGCUUCUAGCUCAUAAACAUGGAAUUGACUUGGAAGGAGCCUGUGAGGCAUCGCUGGCCUGCUCCACGUGCCACGUCUAUGUGAGCGCCGCUCAUUUUGACAAGUUGCCAGAGCCUGACGAGCGGGAGGACGACAUGCUCGACAUGGCGCCCAUGCUUCAGGAGAACUCCCGCCUGGGAUGUCAGAUCAUUCUCACUCGGGAGCUCGACGGCAUUGAGCUCACCCUGCCCAAAGUCACCAGGAACUUCUACGUGGACGGCCAUGUUCCUAAAGCUCACUGAGAUGAGCUACAGAUGGAUGAGGAGGGGAAAUCGAAWAAAAAAAAUGAGACACGGCUGGUUGAGAGGAUUAACAGCUAGGACAGUAUUGUCUGUAGCUUCUCCCAAGAUGUUUUACUGACACUUUCCAGUUUAACCAGGGUCAGGACAGAGCUGCAGAGGAGACCAGGCAGAGCCGAACGCUACAAGAGUCUCACGAUGGUUCCAUGCAGAACUGCCAUGGUUUAGCCGAUAAUGUAUUUAUUUUUAUGAGGUGUUCUCAGGCUCUGUAGGCYGUCACUCACUGCUCAAACAUCUGGCAGCUCACUGAGGAACAGAGCCUGUCUGGGUGAAGGAAACAUUCCUCGUUACUACUUCUACGCGCACAAGCAUCACAAGAUGGCAAUCAUUUUGACCAGUCUAUUCUUGUCUUUAACCACGUCUCAUGUUUGACUUAGCGUAUCAUUUAUUUUUAUGUAUAAUGUUUAUAGAUGUUGUAAUAUUUGAUGCCAAUUUCAUAGUUUUGUUUGGCUCCAAAGUCUGACAGGUCAAAAAACACAUUUAUCAUAAAGUGACUGAUGCAUGUGGGCUAUUUGCAGYAAACUAGACUCAUUUUAUUACAUUUCACACACAUUUCAAAACAUUCAAGUACACAGGGUUUGAACUGAAGGCGGAGUUUUGAAGGAAUUUCUUCCUGACACUGAUCGAGGCUUCAUUAUGUGACCUGGAAUCUAGAGUUGGAAGCCGUCAGUGUUUUUUUGUUUUUUUUUUUUGUUACCACAGAAUAUGUUCUCCACAACUUCCUCUGACUCAAGUCUGCUGUACUUGUCCAACAUGCGCACAAAGUCUCUCAGUGGCAAAUGUUGAAAGUGGUGCAAUAAAAUGUGGUUUAACUUUGUAA